AUGUCCAGCUAUAGCUCUUCUCCUUCGUCCAGCUUCCGUGGCUACCUGGACCAAACCAUCUCGUUCCUGAGCGCUGCCGCCUCCUACAUGCGUGUUCCAGCCUUGGCCUCCACGGCCAUCGCUGCCGUUCUCACCUCCCUCCUCUACUUCAAGCAAAAGGCCCUGAUCUACCCUUCCCAUAUGCCCCCAAACUCUCGGACAGAUCUUCCGCGACCAUCACAGUUUGGCAUACGAGACUUUGAGGAGCUUGUCAUCCCAACGGACGAUGGCGAGAAACUGUCCGCCUUUUACAUUCGCGCACCUCGUGGUGCCAGGAACGCAAACCUGACGGUCCUCAUGUUCCAUGGCAACGCCGGCAACAUUGGUCAUCGGCUACCCAUUGCGCGCAUGAUCAUCAACUCGAUUGGAUGCAACGUUUUCAUGCUCGAGUAUCGGGGCUACGGCACUUCCACCGGAGAGCCUGACGAGGCCGGCCUGACGCUGGACGCCCAGACCGGCCUCAACUAUCUCCGUGACCGUGCCGAAACGCGCCAUCACAACCUCGUCAUCUACGGCCAAAGCCUCGGCGGUGCUGUCAGCAUCAAGCUCGUGGCCAAGAACCAGCAUGAUGGGGACGUCGUCGGCCUGAUCCUGGAGAACACCUUCCUUUCCAUGCGGAAGCUCAUCCCUUCCGUCAUCCCCCCGGCCAAGUACCUCACCCUGCUGUGUCACCAGGUGUGGCCCAGCGAGUCCAUCCUGCCAAGCAUCAGCAAGGUGCCGAUACUCUUCCUCAGCGGCCUGCAGGAUGAGAUUGUCCCACCGAGUCACAUGCGCCAGCUUUACGAGCUUUGUAAUGCUCCCAAGAAAUGGCGGCCAUUGCCGGGCGGCGAUCACAACUCAAGCGUCAUCGAGGAAGGCUACUUCGAGGCCAUUGCCGAAUUUGUGGCCGAGAUCACGACUCGCUCCGAUGAGAAAGAGAGAUUGCGAUGA
This is a messenger RNA of Drechmeria coniospora, 969 nucleotides long. RefSeq names its product bem46-like protein. Lineage: Eukaryota; Fungi; Ascomycota; Sordariomycetes; Hypocreales; Ophiocordycipitaceae. Gene Ontology annotation, molecular function: palmitoyl-(protein) hydrolase activity. Gene Ontology annotation, cellular component: membrane. The coding region runs from base 1 to 969 and encodes 322 amino acids. The record is from RefSeq and is a predicted model, not a curated record. The transcript is spliced from 4 exons.